Lates calcarifer (barramundi perch) is the source of this 9333-nucleotide messenger RNA. RefSeq names its product regulatory factor X, 5 (gene rfx5). Gene Ontology annotation, molecular function: DNA-binding transcription factor activity, RNA polymerase II-specific; RNA polymerase II cis-regulatory region sequence-specific DNA binding. The record is from RefSeq and is a predicted model, not a curated record. NCBI's taxonomy places the organism in Eukaryota, Metazoa, Chordata, Actinopteri, Centropomidae. The transcript is spliced from 11 exons. Gene Ontology annotation, biological process: regulation of transcription by RNA polymerase II. Bases 499 to 2631 code for a protein of 710 amino acids.
AUUAGUCCAUAAAAUAACCAACAUCACACUAUAUGUGAAAAUAUCUGGUUUCAUAUUAUUAUAACGUGUACUUCUGAGACUGGUUGAAGUGUCCAUCCUCUCUGCUUUUCACUGGACGGUGUGAAAUUCCCACAUAAAGACAUGUAAUAACACAUUAUUAAACGUUUAUUUGAAAUAGUUUCGCUUUCAUUGUCUCAACAGGCGGCUGUUGCUACGCAGACUUCACGAGAUAAAAUCAUCUGUUUUGUAACUGGGCAGACCAGGAAAACGCGUCCAAUCAGAAUAAUCCCUGUCACAAAAAUAAUUCCGCUCAACCAAUCGAAUUUCACCAGGUUUUGGUAUCCGGGUAGAUUUUUGACAGCGCACCAAUCGGAAUAGACGUCGGCUUUGUAGUCAGGCAGACAUAACAAAGUCGUCCAAUCACAAAAAAAUCUGAAAGGGGAUUUUUGCUGUAUCUUGGCUCAGAUGGUGGUUCUCAGCACUGGUUAGUUGGUCCAGAUGUCGGAGGACCAGCGGCACCAGCGGGCCGACGCCUCUCGGCGGGGGGACGGCGGUCUGGAGGCGGGGGAGGGCGACACGGAGCCCAGCAUGCUGCUGCAGAAACUCAAGAGCAACAUCUCGAAGAGUGUUCAGACCAAAGUGGAUCAGAUCCUGCAAGAUGUCCAGCGUUUCUCUGACAACGACAAGCUGUACCUGUACCUGCAGCUGCCGUCUGGACCGAGCUCCGGAGACAAGAGUGGUGGUGACUCAAGCUCAUUCAACACGGCCGACCAGCUUCACACCUGUAACUGGAUCCGCAGUCACCUGGAGGAGCACUCGGACACCUGCCUGCCCAAACAGGACGUCUACGAGACAUACAAGAGAUACUGUGAGAACCUGCAGCAUCGUCCUCUGAGCGCCGCCAACUUUGGGAAGAUCAUCAGAGACAUUUUCCCCAACAUCAAGGCUCGGCGGCUCGGUGGCAGGGGACAGUCCAAAUACUGUUACAGCGGCAUCAGGAGGAAGACAGUCCUCAACAUGCCUCUGCUGCCCAACCUGGACCUGAAGAACGACCCGGCGGAGCUGACCGAACUGGUCCAGACCUACAAACAGGAAGUGACAGAGGCGGCGUGCGAGCUGAUCUGCGACUGGGCGCAGAAGAUCCUGAAGCGUUCGUUCGACACGGUGGUGGAGAUCGCUCGUUACCUGAUCCAGGAGCACAUCGUCAACCCUCGCUGCAGCCAGGCCGAGCUCGUCACCUCCGCCGCUCUCGCAGGAGGUCCAGCCAAACCCCACAAGGUCAUCAAGAAAACCCCGGUCAUCUCUAAACCUGAGGGUGAAGGAGCCGCAGAUCAGAAGAAGGAGCUCGGAGACUCGUCCUCCUCAUCUUCACUGAAGACGCCGGCCGGAGACAAACCAGCAGCAGCCAAACCCUCCUCCCUGGACGCUCCUCCUCCCUCCUCCUCCUCCUCUCUGCGUCCUGCGGUGGAGGCCUUCAUGAAGCAGUUACCCAGAAUCCUCCCUCGGAGCUCCAUCCCUGAUAAGACCCAGCUCUCGGUCCGUUCCUCUCCGCCCUCGCUGGCGCCCAAAGACGCCUCAGGUGUUGGGGGGGCGUCAGGACCCGGGGGUCCAGCUGCCGCCGCUGCCGCCAGUGGGGGUGGAGUGAAGGUCAUCGCCAUGGCAACACUGCCACAGCAGCAGGGCGGGCCCGUCCCGGUGAUGAUCCUGCCUCAGGGCUGUCUGCCCUAUGACAGGGAGAAGGUCGCACCAGCUCCUCCACCUCCUCCUCCUCCUCCUCCUCCUCAGCAGCAACAUGCCCCAGCAGCCCCCACCUCUGUGGUGCAGAAGGCACGAGGGAACGCCAACAAGCGCCCCCUAGAGGUGGUGACGUCGGGUGGUGCAGUGGGCGUGUCCGGUGGCUCCGCUGCCAAUGCUCCUCCGGUGAAGCGGAAACGUGGACGGCCGAGAAAACCUCGGCCGGAGGACGCCCUGCCUCCUCCUCCUCCUCCUGCUGCUGCUGCUCUUCCUCUUCAGCCCCCACCUCCUGCACCUCCCUCCCACCCUCCCAUCAUCACCCCCCUGACCGGCGGUGUCAUCCAGAAAGCCUCCUCCUCCUCCUCCUCACAGCCGGUCCUGGAGCUGGUCCUGGACCAGCCCGGGCUGGUUCUGAGCCAGCUGCCGGCGGUGUCGGAGCACCGCGGGGUGGUGGUGCAGUGUCAGCCAGGUGGAGCGGGCGAGCCAGACCGACACGGCCGGCCGCUGCUGCUGCUGCAGAGCCCGGGGAACCCCAGCUGGGAGCUGGCAGCGUCGGGACGGACCCCGAUGGUGGAGGUGAUCCAGAAAGCUCCGAGACCGAGCAAUAACAACAGCAGCGCCGCUCCUCCACCUGCAGCACGCCUCCACCCUCCUCCUCCUCUCCCCCUCCCUCUGCCCCUCCCCACGCUGCACGAGGAGCGGGGGGAGGUGGAAAUAACGCUGACGCCGGUGGAGCUCCACAUCAACCCGCCACCGCCGCCUCCUCCCUCCACUUCCACCUCUUCUUCUGUUGCUGCGCCCACCUCCUCCCCCUCCGUCUCCUCCACCGUAGUGGUGAAGAUGGAGGAGGACGGAGGAGAGAGCGGCAGCUCCUCCUCUAAGAGAGAGGGACACUAGCUCCAAUCACUCCUCUUCCUCCUUUGUCUUUUUUGUCAGCCCUCCCCCCUCACCCAGCUUUUACCUCACCUGCGAACCCCCCCCCCACCUGUCCUCUUCCUCAUUGGUGGAAAUCCCAGAUUGGCGACAGCAGAGAGCCAAUCGAGGAGGAUAAAUGAAGCCAAAACCUCGACUCGCUGUCCUUCCACCGGCUCCCAUUGCACUUGUAAACAGACUGGACGCUGUUAGAAACCUGUGAUUCUUUAACUGCAUGUCUGUCUGUCUGUCUCUCUGUCUGUGUCAACUGUGGCUGAAACCAGGACGACGACUCCUCAGGUGGACGGGCCUGAAUCACACCUUCCUCUUCUACCUAGCUUCCUUCCUUCCUUCCUUCACGCUCCAAACUUCCCAUUUUCCGUGCUGAGGCCUGGUCGUCUGCUGUGUCGCUUCCACUGCUUCAAAAAGACAUUUAACAGGAAAAAAUGACAUAAAGGAAGGAGGAAAGAGAAGAGGAAAAGGGGAAGGAGACGUGUGUUCAGUUUUGAAUCAGGCCCCAGACGGAGUUCAGCCUGAGGUGGAUAGAUACAGUAGGUACUACGGGUCAGAGCCUUGUAAAGGUUCUUUGUGCUAAAUAUGAAAGAAAUGACCUCUUUAAUGGAGCUCAGCCUCGAUUCACCAUCAGCCCAGUUCACAGAAAUAUCAGAAAAAACAGAGUAAGGACGUAGAGCUGCAAAUUUCCUCUGCACGUCUGGAACAUUUGGGAAUUUCACAACAAGAAAAACUUGAUAAAAAGUCUGUGAGACGUGAGGAUAGAGUCCGACUCUGUCUUAAGUUUUGAGUUUGAGUUUUUGGCUGAAUGUGAAUCGAAGCUCGGCUCUGCUCUCGUCUCUAAAGAGCUCCUCUGUUUUAAACAGCUUUGGUUAGUUGUGUUGUUAUCAGUGUUGGUUUAGUAGUUUCUGACUGUGUGUGUGAAUGUGUGAGAGGAAAUUUUAAGGCUCUCAUCGUUUCCCGUCACCCAAAAAAACAAACAUGUAAAAUGAGCCAUUACAUAAGAAAUCAGAGAUAUUUUUAAAUUAUUUAUUAUUCCAGGUUAUUUAUCAGAAGCACUGCAUCAUUUGGUUUUAGAUUCAUUUACUUAAAUUUCAGUAAGUUUAAUGAAAUUUUUUUAUUUUAAGGAAAUUUAAAAAAAACACGGAAACACCUCAUGUCGGGUCACGGGUCUGUGGUGGGCGGCAGCCAUGUUUGUUUUUAAUUUAAAGGCGUGUUUCUGUCUUGUGUCCGUGGUCAGUAGAGCUGGAUAUCACUUCAGUUAGAGCUACAAGGAGUAGCCUAAAGAAAAUUAAUCAUAGGUAUUUUGUGGUUCUCAGAUAUAAGAGUCUGAUGAUACCAGAUACCAGAUGUGAUAUCCAGCUCUAAUCAUCACAACAAGACUCGACAGUGUGUUUUUCAUUUUAAGCCUCUUCGACCUUUAAUCCUCCACAUCCUCAGAGUGAGAUGCCAAACACGUAAGAAAGACGUUAGGGCUUGAUUUGAGACAAAAUGUCCAUCCCCCGUCUCCACUUCAUUCUCCCCCAAGCAGAGCUCGCUGGGAUUUAAAUGUUAGUAAAACGAUUGGUGGUGAUGUGCUCGUCAUCGCCGCCUUUGAGGAAACAGUAAAGUAAAAGUCUGACGUUCGUCCUUUCCUGUCGUAGAAAAUGACAUCAGCUCAGGCACAAAGAGCAAAGCACAAAGUUACCUGCCGCAUAGCGCUAAAACCAUGUUAAAAUGCAGUAAAAAAAAAAGGUACUAAUGAGGAGUAUUUGCAUAAAAUUAGCUUCUGUAGCACUGAAACCUGCUUAGCUGUUGUUGUACGUUACGUUACCAUGCGCCCUUUGCACUAACUUCCUGAUCACUGUCUGGAUCAACAACGUGACGUAACCUCUCACUUUCCCGUCCCUCCUCCUCCUCCUGUCAGAGACGCUGAGAGUUAAAGAGCUUCGGACAAACACAAAAACACAACACAAAAUCUCCAAACACAAGCUUUUACUUUGGAAAAAUCCCUCAGCGGUGUUGGAGAGGACAAUACUCUCUUUAAAAGAAAAAUGCUCAAUGAAAACCACAAUAAAUACUCACAUCAAACUUACCUGCAGUUUAUUUUCAGCGUCAAUCUGCAGAUUAUUAUUCCGAUAAAUCAGUGAAUGGUUUGGAAAAUGGUGAAAAAACCAAAGUGACAUUUUCAGUUUCAACAGUUUAACACAAAAAGAUAAUUCUCACAAUUGACAAAUUGCAUGUUUUCAAAAUUUUUGCUUCAAAAUGAACUAAAACCAUAUCAGAAUAACUGGCAGUUAAUUUCCUGUCAGUUUCUGAGUAAAAUUAAUUUAAGAGGAAGCAGGAACAAUAAAAGGGUGUGAAUUUUCAGUUUCUAACAUCCUGUGUCAACCAGGAAGGUCUUGUUCAAACUCACCAAAAAAAACACAUUUAUCAAACUACAAACUAACUGAAUGAUUUGCUUCCUGCUCUUCUUCUUCUGUGGUUUCCGGAGGAGGGGUUUGUUUACGUCUCGUCGCUGAUGUUUGUUCUUCACCUCUGCCAAACUGCUCUCACUCCCUGUGAGGGUGUUUUCUUCAUCGUUGGUGCUACAAACCGCAGGGCUCGGCAGCGGCGGCGCUGUCAGUCCUCGCCGUUUUCCAUCCUGUAAUCACUGAUUUGUGUAAAAAAAAAAUAAUUUACUUUGUUGACGCUCACAUAUCAAAUAUGUGAAUACAGCUGUGUGCGUUUGUUAUGAGCGUGUGUCCUCGUUUCCUUCCGUCCUGUGACGAGAGCUUUGGGUCAGUUAAAGGGACACCAAACAAUUUGACUGUUAAUCUACCGGUUGCAUGAUGGGAAAGUGAGUUUUAGCACUUGUCCUUUGCCAUGAAGUGAGGGUAGUCUAACUCACAUGCUUGCUACUACAGCACUACCGAUAAUUUAUAAUUAAAAGGAGCGCUAAUGAUGCUGACCUGUCAUAUUUUGUCACUAAAGUGAAGUGCCAGGAUGUUAAAUUUCUCCACCAGGUGGAAAAAUGCCUCGAUUAAAGCGUCUCGGUCUCCCUUUAACCACCGAGCCUCAGCCCUUUUCAGACAGAACUGAAACAAAUGAAGAGUUGCACUGUCAAAAAGAUAAAACAAGAGAAAGUCAUUGUAUGUCAUGAAUUUAUUGUUAUAUGCAUUGAGAAAAUACAUUGACAAGUAUUUAUGAGCGAUGUAAUGUUCUGCUUUAUGCUUGCACUCAGCCAGAGACCGACCGAGCGGUGUCGGCUUUAUUUUUUAUUGCAAGAAUUUGGUCAAAAUUAUCCUCUUCUCUUUUAGACCUGUUCAGCAGAGAGUUUAGCAGAAUGAAUAAAGAGGUAAAUAACUUUGUUUUAUAAAAGUUGCAGUAACUGGAGAGAUUUGGAGAAACAAAACUAGACAGACAGUUUAAAGCAACAUUUCACAACGCAGAGGUGUGGACCCCAGUCACAUGACGUGGACUUCUAGUCAGACUCGAGUCAUGAAUUUGGUGACUGACUUGACUUCGACUUGAUGUCCUCCUCAAACUCUGAAGGUUUCAACGUAGUGUGCAGCCAUUCUCUUAAAUCUCAUCACACUGCAUAAGCAGGAAGGUUUAGGACUUGGACUUGACCUGGGACUUGUUGGUCUUGACUUUCAUCUUGACUUAGGACAACUCAGGAUUUGUUGUUGGUCUUGACUUGGGACUUGAUUUUUUAAUCUCAACUAACAAGAACUAACUUUCUUUGAACUUGACUUUGGACUUAUUGGUCUUGGCUCAGGACUUGUUGCUGACUUUGGACCUGUUGGUCUUGGCUAGGGAGUAUAUUGGAACUGUUCUUGACUUCAGACUUAACAUGGAACUUGUUGGUCUUGACCUGAGACUUGAUUUGGGACUUGUUGGUCUUGUCAUUGUGCGAUUGUCAGUUUCAGCAGUACAAUCCACCUGUAACAUCUUUUGAAGCAGACUGUGGCUUUGUAGGGUCAAAGAAAUCAGAGCAACUCUCUGGACAGAGUUGUCUGUCAGGUUGUCCAAAGAGUUGCUCAGCUUGAGAUCUAACGUAAUCAUCCUCACUUUCCGACUGGGUUUAUGAUCAAAAACUGUCAAACUGACUUUGUGAAGCCCCGUCAGAUGUCCAGAGUCCACAAAGCUGCAGCGAGACGUCACCCUGCACAGUAUUCAUCCAGAAACUGAUGAGAUGAAUCUCAGACCUAAUGUCAGAGUGAAAUGUUGCUUUUGACGUCUUGUUGAGAAUCUGCUGUCGAUUUAAAAGGUUCAGAGUGAAACCAGAGGAGAGACACUGGCUGUGUUCCCUCUGCAGGACAAACUGAGCUGAACUGGACAGAGAAAUAGUUCAUGGAAAGUCAGAGAUGGGUGGACUGGGCAGACUGGUUCCCUGUAAAACCUACAUUAAAGUUUGGGCACAGCCUGGAAGUUGAACCUCAGUGAGAAAGUCAAGUUCUAAAAGGAGAUUAAGAAGUGGUUUAGAACAAGUCCAUGAGAGCAGUAAGCCCCAGUUAGGCUUCUUAACUGGAUUUACUUGGUCAGUUGGACAUGUAGAGUUUCCUCCAGAAUCGAACAUGUGGAAGCAGUCUGACUCUGGAAGUCAACAUCUGACAGGAGCAAUGGUUCAUGACAGGUCACUGGACUUAGACCAGCUAAUUGACCUGGAGUUUGGCUCAGUUUAUAACCUAAACUGUAAAGACUGCGGCAGGUGGAGUUUCCUUCAGAAUCUGUGUGAAUAUUUGGACGAAGUCUGGAAGGCUGGCACGACCCUGAAAGUCAGGAUCCAAAAGGACCUUGAGAAAUGGGCAAUUGGAAAUCAGAGACAACAUGAAGCCUCAGUUUGUCCAUCGUUGUGGGUUGACCAGAUGUGGAGUUCCCUUCAGAAUCAGCAGUCGACAGCACAGUGGAAGUCAGGAUCUAAAAGGAGUUUGAGAAAUGAUUCAGAAGUCCAGUUUGGCUCAGUUUGGCCCUGCACUGGGAACUUGGGGUUUAGGUAGUUGCUGGAAUCUUUCACUGUGGAGCCGUGUCGCUCAAAAACAUUUUAAAAAAUACAUCAAAAUAAAACAACAAACGGGUCAGGUAAUCAAAGAUAAAAGGAUCGGGAUUCGGGUAGCAGUGUGUUGACCUUAAAGGAUCAGACUCAACGUCCUCUGAUGUCCCUGGACUUAAUCACCUCAUUCUUUACUUCAUAUCUUUGCUAAAUUCAUUGUGUCGUAUGUUCAUCUGAUCUUAAGUCAUCGUUCGUUCAAGCAUUAUUAACCGAGAGGGUGUGCUUCAAUGAGCCAAGUGCCUUGGUCCUGACUGCAUCCUCGAGUGUAAUACUGCGACUAUACAACUAUUACCAAUAAUGUAAAAUGUAUAUGGUGGAGUAAUAUUUUUAGUGAUGAGUAAGGUGUGCUGUCAUGCUGAUUUGAGCACAUUCUAAAUGUCUUGUUGACCAAUCAGAUUGCUUGGUCAGAACUACUUGUUGUAUAAUCACCUAUGAUUCAGCCAGCUGAGAACGAGACUCAUCAAAGAUUCAGGAGCAGUGAAAUUCAGUUUCCUGGGAUUUAUUGAUGCUAAAAGUGAAUUUGAAGUAAAACCAGUAGAAACUACGAAUUUGUUAAAACCUAUUGUGACAGAUGAAGAUCUGAUCUGUGGACUGAAGGUGAAUCAAACUGUUUUUUAGAGACAAGAUGUUGAGAUGUUGAGCUGAUCCUGGUCAAACACUGCGGUUAAUGUGAUGGUGGUGAACUCCCAGUCUAAACUGAACGUGGUCCUGUUUUCCUGUCAGAGAUCCACUCAGAGUUUUUCAGAAUUUAAUUCCUUUUUUCCAGCUGAUUUUAGAAUAUUUUCGAGCUCAAAAAUUCAUUUUAAAAAAGGGAGUUCUGUGUUUGUUUUUCCCUGGGGCUCAGGAACUCUGGAUAGUGUAGUCGUCAACAGUCCUCCAGACCGACCUGGAGGUCCCGGGCCAGUUUAAUGUCCACAGUUUUAUCAGUGAAGCUGAGUGGGAGUUUGACAUCACACAGCUUCAUGCUGUGAUUUUCUGUUCACUCAGAGCAACUUGUAACCAACUUGUUUUGCCAUCAGUGUUUUUACUAAAUCCAAUAAGAGUUUUUCUUGUUGUUAAUUUAUCUUUUUGUCUUUAGUUCUUGUUGUUGCUGUCUGUCUUUGCUCUUUAAUACAGUUGUACAGCUUGUUGAUGUGCAGAUUGUAUCAUUAUUAUUAUUAUUAUUGUUCUUACUGUUGUUAUGAAGAUCUUUUAAAGAUAUCUUUGCUUUGUGGAAGACGCUGCCGACUUCCUGCAUGGUUUUCCUGUGACUGUUUUUGUAUUUUAACUUUAAAAGUUUGGAGAUAAUGUUUGUUUUUCUUCCCCUGUAACCUGCUGGCUGCGUUUGUUUGUUUGUUUUUUCUUUUGUUUGUUUUGCACUUUACUCCUAAAUUUACUUAUCGAAGGUGGGAGGUCGACGACGGUCCAACCGUGAAAAAGAAAAUUCCCUCCUUUUGCCCUUUGGUUUGGAAACCACAAUAAUCAGUGGAAUGCACCUUUACUUUACCAGUGUGAGUUUCUGUUCCUGCCUGUUUGUCUGUUUGUUUGUUUGUUUGUUUGUUUGUGUGUUUCUGCUGUUGUGAAGAGAAACAGAAAAGUGACAGAGGACAGAACAUUAAUGUGAAUCUAUUUUCCUACGCUGACUGACUGGAAUAAAGGAUGUGACGUUCACUGGCAGAAAA